This is a messenger RNA of Meloidogyne enterolobii, 627 nucleotides long. The record is from the annotation of a GenBank genome assembly. Lineage: Eukaryota; Metazoa; Nematoda; Chromadorea; Rhabditida; Meloidogynidae.
AUGGGUAUUUUUAUGUUAGUUGGCCCUAACAGCUCUAAAAUUAUUGAAAAACUUUGUCCACAAAUUAAUUUAUCUGAAACAUCUUUUCCAUUGAAUUUUGGACGUAAAAUUUGUUUGGGACAUUGUUGGGUAGAAGCUUUUCAUAAAAAUUAUUUUGGGGAAAUUGGAUGGGAAUUACUUCAUCCUUUAUUGAUGCAAAAUACUUUGUUUGAUUUAAUAUUUGAUUCUGGUGAAGAAUUUGGUAUUAAACCUUUUGGAGUUUAUGCGGCAAAUUCUAUGGCUGUUGAAAGUAGUUAUAGACAAAUUAAACACGAAUUAACCUCUGAUUAUAAUCUUUGGGAGUGCGGAUUACAUGCUCAUGUCGACGACCUUACUGACAAUAAUCGAGAUUUCCCUGGCAAAAAUAGUCUUAUUCAUUUGAAAAAUAAAGAACGUUGGAAAUUUAUAACAUUAGAAGUGUUUGGAGUAGAAAAUGUAGAUGCACGGGGAGGAGAACCAAUUUUUGAUGAAUUUGGUCAAAAAAUUAUUGGAAGAGUAACUAAUGGUAGUUUUGGUUGGAUAAUUAAUAAAAGUUUAGCUCUUGCUAUGGUUAAUCCAAAAUUUGCUGAAGAAGGUUGGAUUAUUUAA